CCGUGGCCUCUCCCGUACCUGGGAAAUCCUGUCUAGGUGUCACCUGCCCCCGACACCCCGUUUGCACCCCGCCCCCGGCCAUGACCGCUACCACGUGCCCACGCCUGGACCUUCUCUUUCCAGUUUUUCAUCGUCCUGUUGAUCAUCCUCCUGGCGGAGCUGAUCUUAAUUAUCCUCUUCUUUGUCUACAUGGACAAGCUCCGGCCUGAAGAGCUCGGCUCUCCAGGGUCACCGCCCCGCCCCCAGCGGGCCUCCCCCGCCCGGGAGAGCUGUGGCCAGCUGUCCUGGCCGACCUGGGAGAGCUGGGGAGCGGGGCGGCCUCCUGCUCUCCCCCGACCCGAGUCUGCCCUCACCUGCCAGGUGAACGAGAACGCCAGGAAGGACCUGAAGGAAGGCCUGCUGCUGUACAACUCGGAGAACAACGUGGGGCUUAAGAACGCCUGGAACAUCAUCCAGGCCGAGAUGCGGUGCUGUGGUGUCACCGACUACACAGACUGGUACCCGGUGCUGGGGGAGAACACGGUUCCCGACCGCUGCUGCAUGGAGAACUCCCAGGGCUGUGGGCGCAACAGCAGCGCCCCCGUGUGGAGGACGGGCUGCUACGAAAAGGUGAAGAUGUGGUUUGAUGACAAUAAGCACGUGCUCGGCACGGCGGGGAUGUGCGUCCUGAUCAUGCAGAUUCUGGGCAUGGCCUUCUCCAUGACCCUCUUCCAGCACAUCCACCGGACGGGGAAAAAAUAUGACGCCUGAGCGGGCCGGCCGAACGCCCCGGCCCCGCGGACACUGCGCCAGGGAAGAGGCCUUUAGCUUGUGUCGCCUGCCCGCACCCUCCAGACUGCUGACCCCUGCACCCGCCGCCCCGGCCUGCCUUCCCCGCCACCCGCUGCAGCCUUCUCGGCGGGCGGAGGCCAGGGGGGAGGAGGCGCAGAGACCUCGGGGUGCCGGGGUGCCCGGAUUCCUGUGUAUUUGCCAAAGAAGACAGGGUGGGCGGGGGGUGUGCUCUGGGAGCCCCCCGGCACCGGUGCGCUUCUGCCCUGUCCUUCCUCCGCUGACACUUUGUCCCCGCGUGGCGUGGGGCGGGAGGCGCAGGGCUCCCUCCCGGUGGAGAGACUGCCCAGCGGAGGCCCCGGUGCCCCUGGCCACCCGGAGAGCGGGUGCGUGGACGCGGGCGGGGCUGACCGUCUCCCGGCUGGGCCCCAGGAAACAUCUCGCCCAGGCUUUUUAUACCUUACAGUGUAACUUUUCUAUUUUAUUUUACUCUGAUUAUGAUUAUUCAGGAAUACUAUCUCUUGGAUAAGUUUAGGGUUAGCUUUCUGAUUUAUAACUUUUUACUGCGUUGAUUUCUGUAACGGUUUGAUUUUCUUUCUGAGGGUGGGGACCGGCGGGGACAGGGCGUGUCCGCCCGGUGUCUGUCAGGACAGACGGCUGUGCACGCUCAGGAGGCUCUCGCCAGGAUGCACUGAGGGAGGGGGAGCAGGGAGCCUGGCGGGGGCAGGGGAGACGGAGGCACAGGAGGCCGCACGGGGCGAGGCCCGCAGGGUGCAGCGUUUGCCGAGGCCCAGGCCGCGUGAGAGGCCAGGGCCGGGGGUCCUCUGGGGGCUGCGGGUGCUUUGCAGGGAAAGAGGCCGAGCGGCCGUGGGUCCUUAUGCAUCACUGAUGAGCAGUUCUUUUUCCUUCUUCCUCCCUCCUGCCCUCCGCGGGCCCGGGAGGCUCCCCUUCCACCCCUGCGGGCGUUCCCGCGACAGGUUCUGCAAACGCGUUAUUUCACAGACAUUCCUGCUAGAAACUCUUGGACAAAUACCUCUCUAGUUCACAUGCUGCUCUCACAUUGCUUCUGGAAGGGGAAGCGGUCCCUCCCUGGAGCUGCUCAGACAGCAGCAGAGGACCCACGACCACCAGAGGGGAGGGCGGAGCCGUGAUCGGUCCAGCCGGAGUCACCCGGCUACUGACUCCCUGCUGGGAGGGAGGGAGGGAUGUCCAGCCGGGUCCCAGGACCCUCAUCUCCUUCCUUGGGGUUCAUUGAUGCUGGGGUGACUGGUGAUCACGCGCUCUGCGACCCCAAGGAAGAGUACUGAAGACCCAAGAGAGGUCAGACGGGAUCCUGUUACAGUAGCCCCAGGACAAAGCAGCCUGAGUCAGGGCCUGGAGAUGGACAGUUGGGGGGCAUCCGACUGCAGCGAGGUGCCCCGACUAGGGUUCAUGCUGGUCUAAGCAAGUUGUGCAGUUAAAAAAGUAAGUCAAGGAUCCAUGGGGCUGAGCUUGGAAAGGUUUCCCCACCAGCUGGUACUUCCCCAGGUGGGCCUCGCCUGGACACUGCCUUUGUUCUGCACUGUUUGGAUGGGUGCCCUGACCUCCCGGGGGCCCUGUCUCCUCCCCGGCCUCCACCUCUCUGUUCCGAGAGCUGAGACCUGGCCACCCAGCCAGCAACCCCCUUCUCCCCUUAAGUGCAGGACGGUUGGGACCAGGAGUACAGAGCUUCCGGUGUGCUCAGGAGUCGAGCUUCUGGGUGCGGGGGAGCAGGGAGUCGGGUGCUCUCAGCGAGCUGGGUAGAGUGAGGCCACCUCCAGAGACGGCAGCGGGGUGCUCAUGGGAAAGCCUGGGGGCAGGGCCGUGGGUGGAGGCCCCAGGGGACCGGCCCUUCCCACCCUCUGGCCCUGGCUUCCUGGGAAGGAGCUUCAGCCACCUCCCGGGAGCCCAGGUCUGCAGAGCCCAGAGAGGAUGCACCACCAUUCCACUGCGAGGGACCCUCCGCAAACAAGCAUCCGAGUGGCACGGUGGGACUGCUGCAUAAUGGGUUUGCCUUGGGGGGGUUGUUUAUGCCUAUCAAUGCAAUGUAAAAUUUUUGUUAAAAUCAACAGCAAAAGCCUAGCACCUUGGUGGCAUAUGGCCUCGCUGGCAUCUUAGGUUUCUGGAGCUUCAAGGGGCGUCCUCCAGCCCUGGGGCCCCUGCCUCCGGUCCCCUCCUCCUGCUAGCCCCUGCCCCGUCCGUCUGUCCACAGAGCCUUGUCCACAGUUCCCAGAACUGCCUUCUCGCCUGGCCCUGUGCUUGGCUGUUCCGUCAUUCGGCCGAGUCCACACCGGGCGGCGGGCUCCGCGCACGGGGGCCGGGGGGCUCUUCCCAGCCCCUCGCCCGUCGUGCAGAGCGGUCCCCACCCCGCACGGAAGGCGUGCCGUGUGAUGUCAGCGAUGGGGCCCAGCGCCUUCUCAGUUUCUCCCGACCCUGCUCUCGCGGGCAGGGAAACCCCUGAGGGAAACCCCUCCCUGGCGACUCCCCUGCCAAGGUCACAGUUAGCUCCGUGGGGUCUGAUGCAGGCAGCUUACAGAGUUGACUCCCAAGGCCAGCGUCCUGCAGACCUCAGGGGAGUGCCUGUCUCCACUCGGCCUCUCUCUGCAGCCGUCUCGCAAGGGAGGUGAGCCAGCAGGGCUGAGCACGGCCCUUGGGGACCCCAGCAGGUGCCGACCCCUGUUCCCCCGCUGGAGGCCCUCUCCUCUCUCCCCUCCAGCGUGGGCCCGCGUCGUGGCCUCUCACCCUGGAGAGGUUGCUGACCCACCCCAGACCCUCACGCAGGUGUUCUGGUUUGACUUGGACCAGAUGUCCGUCCCUCCUCGCUUGGUGGCCUAAGAGUGGUCCAGGUGGAUGGAAAGGAUGUCCCCGCCUCUCCGACCCCUGCCCACCGCUGGUGGAGGUGCUAACAGCGGGGACCCAGCCAGGACGGAGCGGGAGCCGGGUGCCUGAGGUCCCCCAUGCCCCUCGGCCCUUCCGGGCCGGCCUCUUGUGUUCCUGUUCUCCCAUCCCCCCUCCGCCGCCAUGAGGCCAAGUCCAGGCCGUGUCCUUGCCUCGCCACACUGACCGGGCCCCUCGAGGGCCAGGCCUGGGGCUUGUGCCCACACCCUGCCCGCUGGGGCAGCGUGGCCGAGCGGGGGGCACGCGUGCUGGUUUCAAUGCACUUUUCUGCUUGCGAUGCCAUAUCCGUGCGCUUCCUUCAUCCUGGUCCUGGCUUACGGAACGCCAUGUUUUUAGCAUGUUUUUAAAUAAAAACUGAUAACGUGUC
This is a messenger RNA of Physeter macrocephalus (sperm whale), 4051 nucleotides long. It is a transcript of the gene TSPAN9, whose product is annotated as tetraspanin 9. The record is from RefSeq and is a predicted model, not a curated record. NCBI's taxonomy places the organism in Eukaryota, Metazoa, Chordata, Mammalia, Artiodactyla, Physeteridae. Bases 190 to 750 code for a protein of 186 amino acids. The transcript is spliced from 5 exons. Gene Ontology annotation, cellular component: plasma membrane.